Molecule: messenger RNA, 426 nt
Organism: Xenopus laevis (African clawed frog)
Lineage: Eukaryota; Metazoa; Chordata; Amphibia; Anura; Pipidae
Product: centromere protein U-like
Exons: 3
Coding region: 42-377 (111 amino acids)
Source: RefSeq, a predicted model, not a curated record
UUUAUUAUUGUAUCUUACAGUUAAAACUGGAAAUUGGAAAGAUGAGGAAAAAGUUAAUUCAUGUGAGAGAGGAACUGAUUGAGAAUGAGCCAAAGCUGAAAAAAUUGCAAAAAGAAUAUGCAGAACAGGAAGAGCAGAAAUCCUGCCUAAAUAAAGCCCACUCUUUCCUAGACAAUCUCAAAGAGCUGCAAAACAAUUACAUGGCAUUUAAGGCCCAACACCCAGGGACUCGAGAAACUUAUGGAAUGUCGAGCAUCGCUGCUCUGCUGCAACAAUCAGAAACCAUUUUCCGAGCUGAGAGUCAUUUCCAGAAUAUUAAUGCUAAGCUACAGAGUUUCGUUGAUCAGCAGAAGAAAAACGACCUGGUGUCAUCUUAAUGAUUCUCCAUUCCAAUUUUUUUUUAGCACAUAAAACAUUUUUGGUGUA